UGUAUGAAUGCAAGCUUCCCGUAGGUGGGCGGGCUAUCUUUGAUUUCUUAAAAAGCCGGGCCAUCUGCACCCUGUUGAUCUUGUGCCUCUCCUCAAAUACAUUUACUUGACUGUUUUAUUAUAAGUCUCAGGACUUGAGAAUUCUCGACAGUUAUCGUUUUAUCGGCCAAGUGGGGAGUCGGGAACAAAAGACGAACAUGGAUUGCCAAACAUCCCACUUGCCGACAUGGCAGGAUAACAAAACCGCGGGCGAAAAGGCUGGUUUCGCUGGACAUGAUGAGAAAUCGGCUUUUUUGAACGACAAUACGAAGAAUCAGCAAACUAUGGAUAUGCAGCAAAUCUUUACCAAUCGCUUUAUGCCCGUCGCAUUCGCUCUCCCGUGGGUGAUGGGCAUGUUGAUUUCGUGGGUCCCAUUUACCAAGAUCUCUCUCAACAACGCCCCCGAUUUCCUCAUUCUCGCCGCUCUUAUCAGCACCCUCGAGGUCCUCAGUAUCGUCGCAGUCUUUAUCUUCACGUCCCUCCGCCCCUCAAUGCUCGACACCGAACCUGGCGCCAGCACGACGACUCUCAAAGAGAAAUUCUUCCGCGCCUGGUUCUGGUUCUUGUUCAUCAGCCCUUUUAUUACAGGAACAAUGGUCGUUUUGAUGGCGAGCGACAUUUCAUGCGAUCCGGAAGAUGAUCUGGAUAUGCAUCAACCAAUCUGCCAAGUAGGCAUCCGUCUCAUUAAAGCGACUGCUCUGUGUCGCGCUGGAAUUAUCGCGACAUUUCUGUUUGCUACAUCUUCAUAUUUAGAACAACGACCUACGAAGCGCUCGGACUCUGCAUGAUGAAAUAAAAAAUCUAUGGCGUCAUGAUCUUUUGUACAACGAUACCCCAGAAAAAGCAUAAAACAAAUACAUACCCAACCAUUUCAUUAAAUAAACUUUAUCCCAGUUUCAAGAUUCCUCUACCGAAAACUUUCGGUGCCACUUUGGUUAUUGUUUCUGAUGACGUUCUGGUCUGUGUUUAGUGCUUGCUUGAGCCUUGAGUGCUUUUUUAGUGCUUGCUCGGAUGUCGCUCGUGCGUUAUCAUUGAAUGACGCCACGGCCAAGCAUUCUCCCCUCCCGAGAUACCCGCUUCCCGAAUCAAUGGAACUCUCACUAUCGAGGGGCGUCGUUUGCAAUGCAUGCGUCGAUAGUGAAGAUUGCUUGCGUUGCGUUGCAUUUGCGUUUUGCGUGGUGAUACAAUCCGCAUCUCCCACUUUCCGGCAGUUGUCGUAAGCAUUUCGCGUCGCACUGCGAUUCAAUCCAAUCCAAUCCAAAACUCUGUUUUAAGCAUAGCCCAACCAACUUUUUAAUUCAGCCCUCCGCAUUUCCAUCGCAUUACAGUGCGCUUUGGCAUGCCACUCAAGGAAUCGAAUGCAAGCGGGUGGCUCGCGUGCACUUUUUCUCUUCAGAGCUAGACCGGUAAAAGAGAGAGUGCAGUAAUUUGCUGUGCCUCUUUUCGACAGUCCCUUUAACCUCGUUCAAGAUGCGAAUUCCUCGUUUCGUCUCAUUCGGUUGCUUCCGUAACGAAGCGGGCAGGGCGCUACGCUCGAUUGACUCUUAUCUUCCGUCUUCCGAGGUUAAUGCCUUGGCUUGGAUCCCUGCUGCACGUCUCAUUUUAUCAGGGACCGGGGAUUGGUUAGACUUUGCAGUCAGCGCUGAAUCAGCGCAACUCGGCGUCAAUCAAUUAUACCGCAUACAGACAUAUUCAUUCACUAUGUGAAUACAUGAUACCCUAUGCCUAGACUUGAUGAGAACAUGAUUGCGUUGUUGGUCUUGUCUUACACUUGGCCUACGUACAACUCACCGUAAAUAACUGGAUAAUUUCUCAUCAUGUGCAGGACGAUUCCACAAAUAAUUUACUUGGCGUUAUCUGCCUGAUUGUGAGGACGAAUGGGAAAUACACGCCGCAAGCCAAGAACACCUCUGAUAAGGAUUAUUGGUAUAUGGCUGAAAGGCCCCCAACGCAACAUGUCCGGUCGUUAGAAUAGGCAUCUCGGGCCGCUCGGUUACAGAAUGUCGUUUGUCGAGUUUGAGAUUUCUUGUGUAACCAGGCUCACCAAAUUGGCAC
This is a messenger RNA of Fusarium verticillioides 7600, 2094 nucleotides long. RefSeq lists its product as hypothetical. The coding region runs from base 198 to 827 and encodes 209 amino acids. The transcript has 3 exons. The record is from RefSeq and is a predicted model, not a curated record. NCBI's taxonomy places the organism in Eukaryota, Fungi, Ascomycota, Sordariomycetes, Hypocreales, Nectriaceae.